Peromyscus leucopus (white-footed mouse) is the source of this 1089-nucleotide messenger RNA. RefSeq names its product schlafen family member 12-like. The transcript has a single exon. The record is from RefSeq and is a predicted model, not a curated record. NCBI's taxonomy places the organism in Eukaryota, Metazoa, Chordata, Mammalia, Rodentia, Cricetidae. The coding region runs from base 37 to 1074 and encodes 345 amino acids.
GAAAUUCAUCUUGAAAUUACAAAGGCUGCUGGAGGAAUGGCCGUCACUGUUGAUCUGGACACAGACUGUGCUCAACUGGUUCUAGAUGUCGGAGCACUCACACUUGGGGAGAAGAAUAGAAAGAAAAUGAAGAGCCAUCACCUCAGAAAACGGGAGAAUGAAAACAUCUCUCAAGCUGUGUGUACUCUCCUGAACUCUGGAGGUGGGGUGAUCAAGGUUCAAAUUGAAAAUGAAGAUCAUAACCUCACCAGGGAUGGACUGGGACUGGAUUUGGAAGCCUCUCUUUUUCAAUGUCUGCCAUUUGUUAAUUGGCACCUAGACAUCACAGAGGAUGGAGGCUACGUUUAUAUCUUUGUAAAAUCGUGGAGCCUGGACUUCUUUGGGCUGCUGAUUGCCACCCUGAGAACCAAUUUGUACACCAGAAGCAUGUCAUCCUCAGUUGAAGUGAAUGCUGCUGCUGCUCUCGAGUUCCUCCAAGACCUGAAAGAAACUGGAGGGCGAUCCUGUGUGGGACCAGAGCUGCCUGCACAAAGAGUCUGCCCUGGAGUAGAAGAAGAGAGUCAUGUGGAGGACCUGGCUACUCCAGUUUUUAACAAGACACAAUUUCAGCACCAGGAAGACUUCCCCUUCUCCAGAUCCACCUUUGUUGAAGCUACAUUGCUUUCUGGGAAACAGCUGCAGAAGCGCAUUAAAGAGCUCAUCCCUCGACAUCUUUCUGCAUUUGCCAACACUGACGGGGGAUAUUUGUUCAUUGGUUUGGAUGGGAACGAACAGCAAAUCAUUGGUUUUGAAGCAGAGAGGAGCGAUCUUGAACAUCUAGAGAGUGAAAUAGACAAAUGCAUCCAACAGCUGCCUGUCACUCACUUCUGUGAGGAGCAGGAGAAGAUAAAGUACACAUGCAAGUUCAUCCCAGUCCACAGACCUGGAGCUGUGUGUUCCUAUGUCUGUACACCCAGAGUGGAGAGAUUCUGCUGUGAUGUGUUCUCUGCAGAGCCCAAUUCCUGGCACGUGGAAGACAGCUGUGUGAAGAGGUUUACCACAGAGGAAUGGGUCAAGAGCAUGAUGGAUGACUAACCAGGCUCUGUCACC